UACGUUUUUCAUUUUCACAUAUACAGAGAGCCGUUGUCAACCGUCCGGCGUUAGGCGUAUUCCCAGCAGGAGAUUGGCCAGCGAAGUUGCGCAACACACUGAUGAGCGUAGCCCCGAAGGGACUGAAUUCGCUAACGACCAUGAUGUGCGGGUCGUGCUCCAACGAGAACGCGUACAAGAACAUGUUCAUGAAGUACAUGCGGGACAAAAGAGGCGGGACUUCGGACUUCACUGACUUGGAGAAGGAGUCGUGCAUGAUCAACAUGCCGCCGGGUGCGCCGAAGCUGUCCAUCAUGUCGUUCUCGGGCUCGUUUCACGGCCGUACAUUGGGUGCGUUGAGCACCACGCAUUCCAAGUACGUGCACAAGCUGGACGUGCCAGCGUUCGACUGGCCGAUAGCAAGGUUCCCGGUGUACAAGUAUCCGCUGCACGAGAACCUCGCUGAGAACGAAAAGGAGGACGAACGCUGUUUGGCCGACGUGGAGGAACUCAUAGAAAAAUGGGAAAAGAAGGGUUGCCCUGUUGCCGGAAUCAUCAUCGAACCCAUCCAGUCGGAAGGCGGAGACAAUCACGCCUCACCAUACUUCUUCCAGAAAUUACAGAAGAUCGCUAAAAAAUACAACGCGGGCUAUCUAAUAGAUGAGGUACAGACCGGCGGCGGACCAACCGGAAAAAUGUGGUGCCACGAACAUUUCGACCUGGAAUCUCCGCCCGACAUAGUGACGUUCAGCAAGAAAAUGCAGACAGGCGGAUACUACUCGAAGCCGGAAUUCUUGCCCGACCUGCCAUACCGCGUGUUUAACACUUGGAUGGGAGACCCGACAAAAAUCGUGUUGCUCGAUGCUAUACUGAAGGUGAUUAAGAGAGAUAAUCUGUUGUCGGUAGUUGAAAAAUCUGGUGAAGUACUCAUGUCCGGCAUCAGAGACUUGGAAGCCGAGUAUUCGGCCCUAAUCAACUCUACCAGAGGACGUGGCACGUUUAUCACAUUUGACGCAGCUAACCCUAAACUCCGGGACGACAUUGUCAAAAGACUUUUAACUAAAGGAGUCCAAUCCGGAGGAUGUGGAGUGGCAGGCAUCAGAAUGCGACCGGCAUUAAUCUUCCAACCUCAACACGCUCACAUGUUCCUCGAUAGACUACGUCAAGUUUUAGCCGAGACCAAAUGAGUUUCACGGCGUAUAGAAAUAUAUAUAUAUUAUAAUAAUAUACCCAUAAUAAUAAUAAUUAUAAUAUUUAUUAUUAUAACAUCAAUAUUAUCGAAUCAUACCGUAUAUGAGUAAAAUAAUUUUUAAUGUUAUUAUUUUAAACUAUCAAAAAUAUUAUGUCUUCCAAAGUGAACAAACGCUUUCCAAAUAUAAACGUAAACAUUGUCUUCCAAUAAAUUAUAUUCCAUAAAUGUUAUUAAAUCGUAUAAAUAUAUUAUUAUAUUAUUAUUAGUCAUAAUGUGAA
This is a messenger RNA of Sipha flava (yellow sugarcane aphid), 1449 nucleotides long. Its product is annotated as 4-aminobutyrate aminotransferase, mitochondrial-like. Gene Ontology annotation, biological process: GABA catabolic process. Bases 102 to 1166 code for a protein of 354 amino acids. NCBI's taxonomy places the organism in Eukaryota, Metazoa, Arthropoda, Insecta, Hemiptera, Aphididae. Gene Ontology annotation, molecular function: pyridoxal phosphate binding. The transcript is spliced from 6 exons. Gene Ontology annotation, cellular component: mitochondrion. The record is from RefSeq and is a predicted model, not a curated record.